Molecule: messenger RNA, 1164 nt
Organism: Aspergillus puulaauensis
Lineage: Eukaryota; Fungi; Ascomycota; Eurotiomycetes; Eurotiales; Aspergillaceae
Exons: 4
Coding region: 1-1164 (387 amino acids)
Source: RefSeq, a predicted model, not a curated record
AUGGGCCGGUUCUCCGAAUCCCUCUCGUCCAUGUUGGACGGUGGCUCCGACUACCAUCCUCGUGAGUCGCGUGGCCGCCAUCACUCUCGUGGACCUGCGGUUCUCGACCGACCACCACCGCGCCGGUUUGAAGACGAGGUCCGCUGGGAUUCUCGCAUACAAGAUCCCGAUCGCUAUGGCCCUCCUGCUCGAAUGCCGAGCCGGCAUUACGAUGAUGACCACUUAGCUCACAGAGGCGCACUGGUUCGCCAGGAGCGCCGUCAUGCUGAAAGUCCCCCUCCCCGACCGAGGCUGCUCCGACGACAGUCCUCGUUGGAUACCUUUGAUCGCGUGCCCUCCCGCAAGAUAGACGAGUACUACCGUGGUUAUCGUCCAAGAGCCCCGCCCAGUCCGCCUCCGCUCCGCCGUGCGCCGCUCCGAGAAGAGUACGAAGCCAUUCGGAUUCCAGAGCGGGAGCCUAGAUACCGAGAGAAGGUAGAGGAAACGAAACCGUAUCCGCGCAAGGGAAAGACACGCAUGCCAGAGAAACUCGUUCAUCCUCGCGCAAUCCGGGAGUUCGGCUACCCUUACGAGGAAGAGGGUGACCUAGUCAUUAUCCAGCUAGCUCUCUCAAAGGAUCAAAUUGAUGCUGUCAUUGAGAGAAGUCGCGAGAUCAGGCGUCAGGCUGAAGCCAUCCCUAUAAGAGCGCGGUCUCCCGUCCGAGCGACUUCUAGGCGCAGAAGAUCUGAGCGAGUUGUGAUGGACACCUAUUCGCCCAGUCCCAGAGCCAGCGAGACUCUGAUAGUCGAGCCGUCGCCCAAUCGAUACCUCUCACCUUCUCCGCGAGGGUACGAUUAUUCCACAUCUACGACGAAGAGAACAGUUUCACGUUCACGUUCGAUUUCUAUUCAACCACGCCGCCGCCGCCACUCAUCACCCCCGCGCAUGUUGUUGGAACGCCGCUCCGAGCGCUCUGACAACCCCAGUCACAAUGCCUUGGUCAUACGUCCGCGGGAUAGCGAUAGUGAUCUUGAUGACUAUGCCAUUGACCAUUACAGGCCGCCAUUUGACCCGAGCACUGCGCUAUAUGGCGAUGGCGACCAAGAAGAGGUUUUGGAAGUCAAACGCGAUCGCAGAGGGCCGUCCUCCCGAACUGUCCGUCGCAUGCUUGCAACGAUGACUUAA